CUCGUACACAGAUAACCUUACGUUGGUAAUGUCAGUCAUAUGUCCUAUGAAUAACUGACAGCGCUGCGUAGUGGUCAGUAGUGGCAAAAAAAUUUGGACAAUAACGCGGCUACCCCCACCACUCAAAUUUCAGUUCGUUGCAAGACCUGUAUGUAAGACCGUGAUCUGAGACAAGUAGUUUAUUGUUUUGACGCGCACAGACAUGGCGGAUGUUAUAUUUAUCACGCAUUUUGUGCUUUUGUUGACGUUCAAAUUAUGUCCAGGAGAAAAACAAAGUAUAGGAUUGAGGGAGGUUGACGUUUCCAUGGACAAUGAAGAACCACCUGAUCGUCAGAUUACGGGCGGUAUUUCAACCCAAAAACGUUACAAGUGCCUCUCUUGUGAUCCUCCAGAUUGUUCGUCUGAAGAAACCUGCAACGAUGCAAUCACAUGCUGGAAGUCCAAAGUGCAGGAAGCAGAUGGGACACAGCAACUGAGUAGAGGGUGUACCAUAAAACCUGAACAGAUGCCGUUGAUAUGUAGCAAACAACAACCAGUUGGAAAUGGUAGUGGAAAAAAGAGACAAGCAAGCAGUUCAACUAGAGGUGGACAAUUCAGCGUUGUAUGCUGCCAGGGUGAUUUAUGUAAUAACGGACCUUUUCCUGACCUGCCCUCGCACUAUUCCCCGGAGCAAUCGAACGGAGUGGAAGAUUAUGCAGUAAAACUGACUCUGGCAAUCCUGGGUCCGAUGGUUGGACUUGGAGUAGUCGGAAGCGGCAUACUCGCUUGUAUACUCAUUCGUAGGACACGUCGCAAGCGCCCAUUGGUCCCUCGACGAAACAAACUUCUAGUUGACUCAGAACUAGAGCCUUCCUCACUUCAUUUUUCCUCAUCUCCCUCCACAACUUCCACCUAUCAUACGCAUGAGCUCAGAGCAACUGCUGCUGGUGAUAGCACCCUCAAGGAAUAUUUGGAUGGACGGAGUCUGACUAGCGGUUCAGGAUCAGGAUUACCAUUACUUGUUCAACGUACACUAGCAAAACAGGUAGCAUUAGUUGAAUGCUUAGGAAGUGGAAGUGGUGGAGGUGGCGGAUUUGGUGGCGAAGUAUGGCGUGGUGUCUGGCACGGGGAGUGCGUAGCUGUAAAAAUAUACUUCUCAAGAGAUGAAGCCGCAUGGACUCGUGAAACGGAGGUAUAUUCUAGACUUUUACCAUCACGUCACGACAAUAUUCUCGGAUAUGUCGGCACCGAUAUGACAAGCAGAGGAAGCUGCACUCAAUUGUGGCUAGUGACACACUACCAUCCACUUGGCUCUCUUUAUAAUCAUUUAAAUCGUUCGCCCCAUCCCCUGACACACCACCAAACGCUGAACAUCUGUCUGAGUGUGGCAAACGGACUACUUUAUUUACACACUGAAAUUAAUGGAACCCGAGGAAAACCAGCAAUGUCGCACCGCGACUUGAAAACCAAAAAUAUACUUGUCAAAGCAAAUGGUGCCUGCGCAAUAUCAGAUUUCGCACUUGCUGUAACUCAGGAACGUCUCACCAUGGAUCGAGUUGAUCUUCGUCAAGGUACCAAGCGGUACAUGAGUCCAGAAGUCCUCGAUCAAACAAUAAACAUAGAGUGUUUAGAGAGUUUUCGUCGUGCAGAUAUUUACAGUUUAGCACUGGUUAUGUGGGAGGUAAGUCGGAGAUGCGUGAGUAGUGGUGUGGCUUUGGAUUAUGCUGCUCCUUAUUCUGAGUGGCUUUCGGGUAGCAACCAAGAACCCUCUUUUGAAGAAAUGCGAAAAUUGGUGUCGCUGAAUCAGCGAAGACCACCUCUUCCAAACCGAUGGCACUCAGAUCCUACUCUCGCUGGAAUGGGAAAAUUGAUUCGCGAGUGUUGGCAUGGGAAACCUGCUGCACGUCUCCCGGUACUCAGAGUGAAGAAAACGCUUGUGAAGCUGGCAUCAAAUGACCCUCAUGUUCAUUUGCCCCUAGACUGACUGGUAACUUCACCUACCAGUUCUCACACACGUAUUUAUUAUUACUAUAAUUUCAUCAAAUCAUCAUUUUAUUCAUGUCAAAUUUUUUCAACCAGUAUGAAACUUUGUGUCAUUACCUCUGAGAGUAUAGAAAAUAUCGUCUGUCCACAUAUUAAGGCGAUGCUUGUAAGUCUUCUAGUACUAUCUCAUGAAUUUUAUUUCACAUUACAUCAUUGAACCGCAGUUAAAACUAUCAGUACAGCUACUCAGAAAUAGCAUCAAUUAGAAUCUUAAGUUUGUGAUGUAAUAAUGUAUAAAUCAUGUCUAUAAAUCAGUUACAAGCUGCUGCAACGUUAUGGAAGAAUUUUUUAACUGUACGUAGUUGCGAAAGACAAGCUUAAGGUUUCCAACCAGAGCUGUACCUUGGUUCCAGCUAAGAAAACAGUAUGAAUGAAACUAGUUGUGAGAUAGAUGUCUGCUGAGAAUGACCUGUUUCUUCAAAUGUCACUGGGUCUGCUGUGCGUAAUCAAUUUCAGGGUGGCCACUCAUCUGGAAAACCUGGAAAAAUGGGAUAUAUUAGAGGAUUUUGUUUUUUCAAAUAUUAUUGAUGAUUUAAAUUGGAAGAUUGUCAAUUUUCUUGUCUGCUAUAUGCGCUCGAGUUUUUGGUUUAUCUUUUGAAUUCCUGCACUUGCUCAAUUAUUAUCAUUUAUCUGUAUAGAUCAGAAUGAUGAUACACAUACAACAUGUAUGCUGCAGACCAAAACUUUGACGUUCUAUUAAUGAAGUAAAUAUUUACUUCAAACAUUUUCGAAAAUACAGGAAAAGUGUUUCCAAAUGCGAUAAACCCAAGCAAGAAGUCAGAGGAAAAGCGUAAUUUCGGUCAGGGAAACAGAAUUUCCAAAUUCAAAUUGUGUGACCACCCUGAGUUUUCACAGCUACUUGGAAGUCAAUAAUAAACUUGCACGAUGAAGAACGAAUUUUUCGAACAUCAUUCAGUUGCUGUUCAAUAUAGUUAUUCUGUAAAAUUGCCAUAGCUUGUACCUGAAUUUGAAUUCGUCAAUACAAACGCAUUUUGUAGGUACUCUUUGUAUGUACAAAUUGAUUUCACGUAGGUAAUCAAUGAAAGGCAGUCCGAACGUUUUUCGGACAGUCUUUAACUGUAUUUUAUAUGUUACCUUGUGGUUGUUUUUAUAUUUUUAUUGCUACAACACGUGUACAUAAUGCCCUAUUGUUGUGCGCAUCACUUACAUAGUUUAUAUUAUUGGAAACGUCGAUGAUCUAUUGAGAGUCGUUGUAAAUAGUAUCUUUGUAUUAAUAUUAACUUUUAUUAUGUUUAUCAUAAAAAAAUGUACGAAAAUAAGUAAUAUACAAGUAUAUAAUG
This is a messenger RNA of Neodiprion virginianus, 3323 nucleotides long. RefSeq names its product activin receptor type-1 (gene sax). Gene Ontology annotation, molecular function: transforming growth factor beta receptor activity, type I; SMAD binding; ATP binding. The transcript is spliced from 7 exons. Gene Ontology annotation, biological process: protein phosphorylation; dorsal/ventral pattern formation; cellular response to growth factor stimulus. The record is from RefSeq and is a predicted model, not a curated record. The coding region runs from base 203 to 1963 and encodes 586 amino acids. NCBI's taxonomy places the organism in Eukaryota, Metazoa, Arthropoda, Insecta, Hymenoptera, Diprionidae. Gene Ontology annotation, cellular component: BMP receptor complex; plasma membrane.